Molecule: messenger RNA, 6290 nt
Organism: Anguilla rostrata (American eel)
Lineage: Eukaryota; Metazoa; Chordata; Actinopteri; Anguilliformes; Anguillidae
Product: SH2 domain-containing protein 1A-like
Exons: 3
Coding region: 4630-4974 (114 amino acids)
Biological process (GO): negative regulation of neutrophil differentiation; positive regulation of B cell differentiation; negative regulation of bone resorption
Cellular component (GO): cytosol
Source: RefSeq, a predicted model, not a curated record
GCUUAACAGCUUUAUUUAUCUUCAGAUUUUGGCUUAUUACUGUGAUCUUUGUGGUAUGAACAUAAUUAUUUUUUUAAACCUGAAAAAGACUUUAAGAAGAACUUUUUAAAAAUCAAUAUUCCUAUUUUAUAAUUUUGGAUACUUUAAGAUGUUAUAAGUAAUGUACUAUUGACAGGCACUGGAAGAAAGAUUAAAAGUAAUUUUAAUCUAUUUAUGUUAACAUGGUACAUUACAUUACAUUACAGGCAUUUGGCGGACGCUCUUAUCCAGAGCGGUAUACACCAAAGUGUAUAACCAAAACCAGGAACAAGCAUGUUGAAAACCCUAGAGGAAAGUACAGUUCCAAGUGCGGGGAACGACUGCAUAGUUUAACUUGGACCCUGUAGGUUAAUCUGAUUAACACAACAAAAACAGCAACAAAGCAGUCUAUGCAAAUAAAACAAGCAAUAGUUAUUGCACUAGUGCCUACUCAACUAAGCCAACUAAGAUAAACAGCUUACCUAGCUACAACCCUAAGAUUACAUAGUCAAUUAGAGACUACAGGGAGGUAGGGAGGGAUGGGGAGAGGUGUAGCCUGAAGAGGUGAGUCUUCAGUCAUCGUUUGAAGGUGGUCAGGAUCUCAGCUGUUCUGACUUCCAUGGGAAGGUCAUUCCACCAUUGUGGAGCUAAGACUGACAGGAGACGUGACCAGGAAGGGCAAGUGCGAAGAGGGUGAGGGGCCAGGCGUCCUGAGGUAGCGGAACGGAGGGGUCUGGCUGGCAUGUAGGGUUUGAAGAUCUUGUGGAGGUAUGCUGGGGCUGAUCCCAUAUGGUAUAUACAGAUGGGUGACAAAUUAAAGAAUAAACCUGGAUAAAUGAGUGAAGAAACAUAAAAAAUGCAGACGCUUCUAUACAGGCCUACUGCAAGAUACAAUUAAGCAAUUAACAUCCUAUCAUGCACAGUGGCAUGUAUAAAAAUGCUGUGCAGACCCAGUUGAUCUCAAUUUUGGAUCAAGAUGCCAGGAGCUUCAGUGACAAAAGUGACUUCUGCAUUUAGAUAUAAGGAAGACUCAGUAAAUAGGGUUGGAAAUUGUGGUAGAAAGCACGUAUAAGGAAAAACAGAUGAGUAACUUCCUCAGGUGACUGAGAAUGGGAAUGCAGGACAUCCGUCUGCAGUUACAUUGAGAUUAUAGUAGGGGUGCAGUGCAUAAAACACUCAUUACAAAGACGAAUGCACAUCUGAUCACCUUUAUCAUAUGAUGAAACAUUUCUAUCCUGAUGGGAGUGGUGCCUUCCAGGAUGACAAUGCCCUCAUCCACAGGCCCUGAGGGGUCACUGAAUGGUUUGCUGAGUAUGAAAAUGAUGGGAAUCAUAUGGCCUUCAUAGUCACCAGAUUUCAACCCAAUUGAACAUCCAUGGGAGAUUUUGGGCCAAUGUGUUAGACAGCACUCUCCACCACCAUCAUCAAUUGAUACAAUAAAUCAUGUAUCAAGGGCUAAUACAAUUAUGAGACUCCAUUUAUACUUCUUAUUCAAUAAUACAUUUAAAAAAAAUAAAAAAUUAGGAUUUAAUGAAGGUCAAACAUUGUUAGUGAGUCCACCUUUCAGAUUACCACCAUCACUGUUGGCAUUGAUUUCAGCUUAAUCAACACCUCACUUUCUCCCAGAACUUCCUCAUUACUUCCCAUGGAUGAUCUGUUGAUGUUACUUGAUGUUUGGCCUCUUCUUUCUUGGGCAGCUCUCAUAGAUCUUCAGUUGGGUCCAGAGACUGCCAUGGGAAGGCCACCCUAAUAAGCUCCCCUAGUUCUCAAAAAUGAGUGAAUUCUUGAAUAAGGAGUGUAACUGGAAUGUCAUAAUUGCAUCAUUCCUUGAUAAGCAGUACAUGGAAAAAUUCAUAACACGCAAAUUUUUUUAUCAGUAAACACUUCCCUACAAUCUCCAGAAUUACAACCACAGCAAGAGAAUCAGCAUUGUGCUUCAAAUGCAAUACCGACACAUGCAGGCGUAUGGGGGUCUGCUACAUCAUAUAAAACUCCAAAGCAGGGAGGACACAAAAAAGUAAACAGAAACAGAAGUAAAGCCUUCCGAGAUCUCUGUGCAGCAAAGAAAAAACUAAAAAAUGUCAUACAGGUGGGAAGUCUGAAUAAGUAUAAAAGCACACAACAGACUGUCAGAAGCAUAAUUCAGUGCAAUCCCCAAGAGCAACAUCAAUAAAAAUGAAUGAAUGAAUGAAUAAGGGUUACAAAGUGAACUGUUUGUUCUCUUAAGUGUGUUGUCUUAAGUUUGCACACAAAUGAAGAGUUGAGUUUAGUUUCCAUAUGUUGGGAGCAGGCAGUCAACCAAGAAAGAAGUUCACAUCUUAAGCUAACUAAGAAUUAUUGAUGUUUUAUAAACAAACUUGCUAUGCAAAUAUUUUAUCCGAGUGUCACUAUCAACGUCAUGACCAGUAUCACCACCACAGGACUGUAAUCACCAUCGCAAUGCAAAUUUUUAACUUCUAAAGUUACCAUCUCGAAUAUUUCCAUUUCGUUCUCUUUGGCGGUACCAAUGGUGAGAAACGGUAAUUGCAGGUGUGUUUUUGGACCUCACUUCCCAUAGAUCCAACCGGAUCCAACCAGUGUCGCCUGUGUGACGUCAGUCAGUUGGCACCUGGGCCACGCCAAAUAUAACACUAUUUACUGAAUGAAUGGUUGUUAUAAAAGUAACGUUAUGUACAUACUCAUGUGUUGUCUAACAUUAGGCUAACUUAAACUGUCUUUACACUGCCGAGCCGGGUUAAAAUGCUGUAGCAGACAUGGGGUAGAAUUAGUGAUGAUCAAUUUCCACAAACGUUCUUUAUCUUUUCGCCCGGUAUGAACAUCUUUACACUGCAGAGAAGAAUUCUCGGGAUUCGCUGUGGCUCCUCCAAUUAUGUAUCUCGUGCACAAUAAACAGUCUUUUUCAUGAAUGAUUGUUGUGUGAUAUUUUUGAAACAACUGCCUUGCAACAACUGCCCUGGUGUUUAUGGUUUUGCUAGCUAAACUGUUCGAGAAUAAAGCUGAGCUGGGUGUUAAAUUAGCAAUCAGAACAAGAAGAAUAAAACAAAAACGAAGGACAUUUCAUCAAGAAAGGGAACCAAGGCUGAAGGAACAUAUGAGGAAGCGUAAUAGAAUACUAACAACGCUAAUCCAUACUUCCGUAUUCUUUUAUUUAGUUUUCUCCAGCUUGACAUCUUUACACAGAAAUCAGACCUGGCUCUGCUCCACUUAUAUCCCGGCUUUAUUCCGAUCAUUAUAAAAUAUUGAUGAACUUGAUGGCAAUGUAAAUAACGGUAACGUUAAGGCCAGUUCAGAUCAAUGAUUCGCAACGAGACGAAACGGUUUUAGAAUGUUGCAGAGAAAAUUGCAGCGGUGUGAACUGGUUAGUUCAGAGCCGUUGCCUGCCCUGGGGUCUCAGAAGACCCGCCUUAUCAAAUCGCCAAGUGCAGUUUUAGAACGUUUACAAUCAGACGUCUUGGAAUUUUGCAAGUUGCAUCCAGUCUCGUUGCGAAUCAUUGAUCUGAACUGGCCUUUAGUUAGCUACACUGCAACGUUGCAGCAAGGUAGCAUUGUAUUCGAGAGAUUUUUUCCCGGGAAUGUCGCCACAGACACCCAGUUCUUUUAUCCUAAAUAAUAAUAAUAAUAAUAAUAAUAAUAAUAAUAAUAAUAAUAAUAAUAAUAAUUAUUAUUAUUAUUAUUAAUAUAAUAAUAGGCUCAAUCACCAUUGUGUUGCCUAAUUCGGCGAUAGAUAGUGACUUAACAGACAUUUAUUUUAAUGAAAAUCUUCGAGAUUAAUACUUUAAAUUGUGCUAUGUUACAAGUUACAUAAACUGGCUCAUAAUUUUGGCAAUUGUUAUUCAUCACUUGCAUGAAAAUAGAAUUGAUAAAAAUGUAAAUGUAUGUUCCAUGUAAGAGUGACUAAAUAAAGUACAGAUCGUGACAAUCCCAUCCUUGAAAAUCAUGUUGAGACUACAUGGGAAAAAUAAAUACAUAAAACAAUGUAUCUAUUAACAUUAAAUACUUUUAAAGCAUGAUUUGUCAUUUUGUAGGUAUUUCCUAAUUUUAUUUUUUGGUGUGAUGGUGAUUUUUCCUUUGCAUGUUCAGAAAACUGCCAAAAAAAAUAAUAAUAAUAAUUUGCAUGUGUGUUCUAAAUCAAGUUCAGGAAAUGUUUGCUCUAAAUAUGACAACUAAUUUAAUACAUGGAAAUAUGAGGCAAGCGUGGCACUGUUAUUUCCACAAAUUCCAGCGACCCAAUUUGGCUUAUAUUCUAUUAUAUUAUAUUAUUAUAUUAUAUUAUAAGAAACACCCUUAUGCGCAUACACGACACAUUUACUUCCAUUUUUUAUUUCUGACAUUUAUUUUACUUGUCUAUACGAACAGCAUUUGAGGUUGAGGGGGAGGGCAAUGGGGUUCGUCACGGUGGUUAAUCUUUUCGUUUAACAUGUCAUGGAGGGAAACGAAAUUCACCUCGUCAGACGUGGCACAACUGUUUAAUUUCGUUUAUUGCUUCCGUAUUUACUUCCAGUAAUCACUCAUUUCAUUCAAAAGGUGUUCUGGUAGGUUCACGAGGUGCUGUAGUAGCCUACGUUUUAAAGACGCUUCAGAAAGAAACUGGUUGUCAUUACUGCUUACAACAUGGAACCACUAUCUGUCUAUCACGGAGCUAUCACCAAGGACGCCACAGAGAGACUUCUCAGUUUAUCGGGAAAAGACGGCAGCUUCUUAAUACGAAACAGCGAGACCAUACCUGGAGUUUAUUGUCUUUGCGUAUUGUUCAAUAAGUGUGUGUACACCUACAGGCUACAUCGAACUCCAGGAGAAGCCUGGAUCGUAGAGUCCUCUCCCGGAAGCCAGAAACGCCUCUUUCGGAAUGUGAAGAAUCUGAUUGCUGCCUUUGAGAAACCAGACCAGGGCAUUGUCAUGCCGCUACUCUACCCUGUCCAUGCCGAAAAGCAGUCAUACCAGCUAAAUGGAAGAUGAUGCUCAUUGGGCUGUACAUGUCUUUUCUUGAACUUAGAUUUUUGUGGCUUGUGAAGUUUGUAUUGCCAAGGCCUUUUUGGGCAUUGUAAAUGUGUAAGAUGCUGAAAUAUGUAUUUGUCCAAAAUGUCCAAAAUAAAUUAAUUAGAUUUAAUCAAUAUGCAUCAGUCUUAAAAGUAAAAUAUGACUCUUGCAUGGAAACAUUGUUUUUUCAUCACAGUUGCACAGUGUGUCUACAAGAUGAAUGUGUUAUUUUACUAAUCAGGUGAAUGCACUUCUGUUUCUCCUACAUUCUAAUUGGCUCUGGAUCACUUUUAACAGUAAACAAAAUUCAUUAUCGUUAACUGAAAUAAAAAUGAACGGCCUCAUUUAUAAAAUUAUUUUGGAAUUAAAAUAUAAGUAUAAUAUUGUAAUAAGUAUAAUAUAAAAUAUUGUACACUUAUAUACUAAAUAUAAGUGUACAAUCAUAUCAUAAACCGAUGUAUAAGAUGUCUAUUUGUGCAAAAUGUUCCUAAAUCAGUUUUAUGCUUGAUCCACUUAAAAUGUAAUCACAAAUCAUCCUAAAAUUGUGUGCACCUGAACAAGAUUGUCAACAAGCUUAACACCCUCAAAUAUAUUUAUUUGUUUGUGUUUUCUGCCAUAUACUUGUGAAACCAUUGUCACAUGAUAUCACAUUAAUAUUUUACUUUCUUUCGUAUUUAUUUUUUUGAUAGUUUACAGCAGUGUACAUGUUGUACAGUAUUGCAUAGUUAAUAGUUACAAUUAUUAUUUUUUUAAUGGAGUUGUCACUGACAACCAUCAAUUCAAGUCUUCUGUUGCUCAUUCUCAACAACAUUUCUGUAUAAUAAUUAUUGACAUGUGAUGUAUAUUUAAUUUGUCUGAAUUUAAGCAGUUCUAUAAAGAAGAGUGGGCUAAAAUUACUCCACAGUAAUGUGAAAGACUGCUAUCAAAUUUUAAGAGGUGUUUGGUUGCACUCGCUACUGCUGAAGGUGGUGCAACCGGUUAUUAAGUUCAAGGGGGCAAUUACUUUUUCACAUGGGUGAUAUGGGUGUUUAAUAACUUUUUUAAUUAAAUAAUUUAAAAAAAAUGUGUUUUGUGUUUACUCAUGCUGCCUUUGUCUAAUAUUUUGUGUGAAGAUCUGAAACCCUUCAGUGUGACAAAUAUGCAAUAAUAGGGGAAAUCAGGAAGGGGCCUAUACUUUUUUACGGCACUAUAUGUAUGACACUGUAUUUUAUUAUUUGCUAUACAUUCAUUAGUCUGUUUUUUCUUUAAGUCAAAAUUAAAUGAUUUUGUAAAGGCCCAAGUAGACUUCACUUAUG